UACCAUUAUAAAAUUAUGUCAGUUGUGUUUUUACGGUUUAGACUUUGUUGUACCAAUUGCGACGAUGACCGGGAAAUUUCCACAAAUUGACUUAGAAAAGCUUGAAGAAAUACUCUACAACUACCAGGACCAUCCUGUUGCCAUUAUCAGUGUGUUUGGGGAACAACGAUCGGGAAAAUAUUUUCUCUUGAAUUUGUUAUGUCAUUAUCUAUUGGGAAAUCAGGAAGUAGCUGUGUUCUUGAUGGACACUCAAGGAUCUUUUAAUGAGGAUAUGACUGCAGGAGACUGUUCUGUAUUGUUUGGAUUGAGCACUUUACUAAGUUCUCUCCAGAUCUACAAUUUACCAGCAGGGUUAAUAAAAGAAAAUGAUGUGCAACACGUAGGGAACUUUGCAAGUCAAGCCAAGGAUCUAAUAAAGAGUGAGGGAUCUGCUUCACCUACAACUUUAUCAAGCCUUUUGAUUCUGGUACAGAACUGGCAAAGGUCAGAUUAUGAUUAUGGCAGCAAAGGUGGGAUGGAAUAUUUGGAAGAAGUUAUGAAAGCGGAUCAAGAUGAAAACAAAGACGCAUGGAAGAUGAUAAUGGAGAGUUUUUCUGAUGUCAAAUGUCAUUUGUUGCCACAUCCUGGGAAGAAAGUUGUGAAACAGAAAGGAAGUGAUGAUUUUAAUGUUAAAGUUGCAGAUUUGGACAAAAACUUUCUUGUUGGAGUGAAUGACUUGGCCAAGUGUUUGUUUUCUGAAGAUAGUUUGGUUGUAAAGCAACUUGAUGGUGAACCUUGCACUGGUGAAGUUCUUAUGAGGCUUGUAAUGGAACUUGAAAAGACGGCAAGAAAUGGUGAAUUACCUGAAGUAAACACAAUACUAAAGGUCAAUGAUAUUGUUGAGUUUCAACAUAAAAUCGAUGAAAUUAAAAGUGAAUAUUUUGCUACAAUGAAGUCCAAGACAGGGGACAGAUUCAUUGACCCUAAAAUGUUGGAACAAUUCCAUGAUGAAUGCUUCCAGAAUGCAUUGAAGCAACUUGAUGAUCGUGAUCAGUUUGAAGAAGAUCAGAGUUUGAAAUAUGAAGCACGUUUGGUCAAAGAUUUAAAAUGUUUAUAUGAAGUUAUACUUUGUUACAACAACAGACGAAAGAUACAAGAAAAAAGUGAAAUCAUGGAUAAAGUUACUGCUGUUAGAUAUAUCUAUAUGGAGGAAAUGGAAAAGAUAGCUGGUGGCCGUUAUUUAGAGGAUGUUGAUGCAGCAAGCGUGGUUGCCGAAACAAAAGCAAUUGAAGCGUUUAAAACAUCAACCAGUGAUUGCAACCAGGACUUCGUGAAAAAGUGUGAAAAUAAACUGCAUGAAGCUAUUCGAUCAAAGCAUGGAAAAUUUGAAACUGGAAAUGAAAAGAGAAAGGAAACUUUUCAAGUGAACUUACAAAGUCUGGUUGCUAGGUAUAGAAAUGAGUAUGGGAUUGAGAUGGACAAGGAAAUUAAAAGGAAUGGGACAAAGGAAGCUUUAACAGCUGCACAUCAAUAUGUGUUUAAAAGCUUAAUGGUGCGAUUUAUUAAUUCUGAAUUUGAAAAAUGCCUGCCAUGUCAAGAAGAACAGCUAAAUUCUUUGAUGGAUGAAAUUUUUCAAUGCUUUCAUAAUUACGAAAGUAAAAGGGAGUUACAGAAAGCUGAGGCAAACAAAAAACUUAAAAUGGAACGUAUGGAAAGAAAGCUUGAUGUAUUUUACGGUAAAUUGGAAGCAGACUACUUACGAAUAAUGAACAAGGAAGCUGGUGAUGCAAGUGAAGCAACUCUGAAUAAUCUGCACGAGAAAAUCGUAUCUUUGGUAACUGCAGAAUUAAAAAGGGCUGUUCCUUUUACAAGUAUUCAAGAAAAUGCAGUUGAAACAUGUGAAAAUAAGUUGAGGAGACAAAGAUGGAAAGUAAAAGAAGAAGGUUAUACCAACAGCGGUGCCUUAAAGCGGUCAGAACCAACCGGCCUGAUUGGUGCUGCAUUUGCAGUGUUAACUGAUGCUGUUUUCGGUACAAAAGCCCCACCUAAUCUUUAUGUAAAUACAUCAGAUCUUCCAUCCCUUCGUAUGUUGGAGGUUCUUAACCAGUAGUGUGAAUGUUACCAUGUUACAUCAUAUAAAUAUAUUCAUAUGCUCGGCUUCUGAUAUAACAUGUUGGUCUGCUCUAUUUGUCCAUAACUCUAUAAUUACUUUCAGCACAUAAUAUCCAAACAUCCUGAUUGUGUUUUAAACAAUUAACAACGGUCUAUGGGAGUCGUGAGGAUAUGGUUUUAUAAUUCUUUAAAUGUUCUUUGCUUACUACCAAAUAGGACAAGAAAAUAUCCUCGUGUUAACUAUAUUUUUCACUAUUUUGUUUUAAUUUUGUUAACUCCCGUUUUUUCAUAUAUCACUGAUCAAUCAAGUUUCAUAAAUUAUUACUAGAGUGCAAUAACUAUAUAUGAUAUGUCAUUGCUGUGUAACUGAUUGAUCAGUGAUAUAAUGUUUUAGCGUUUAAAUCACUGUGAAAUUUAAAAAAAGUUUUUUUUAAUGCUUUUCUCCCAUUUUGAAUAAGGCAAGCGAAUAUUUUACCGAAUUCGUUAUUUUGGUAUUUGAAGAGUUAAACGCGGUAAUUUCUUACACCAAACUCUGACAAAAUAUGCUUAAAACUUGUCAAAGAAUGAUUUCCGAUACCAAAUAUUUUCGAACAUUUGUUUUUGGCUGUUUUGGUGUGAACCAUGGUGUUGGAGAAUAAUAACUAAAUAAAUAUUUUACAAAAAAA
Ciona intestinalis (vase tunicate) is the source of this 2756-nucleotide messenger RNA. The record is from RefSeq and is a predicted model, not a curated record. NCBI's taxonomy places the organism in Eukaryota, Metazoa, Chordata, Ascidiacea, Phlebobranchia, Cionidae.